Papilio polytes (common Mormon) is the source of this 1869-nucleotide messenger RNA. RefSeq names its product L-2-hydroxyglutarate dehydrogenase, mitochondrial (gene L2HGDH). Lineage: Eukaryota; Metazoa; Arthropoda; Insecta; Lepidoptera; Papilionidae. Gene Ontology annotation, molecular function: (S)-2-hydroxyglutarate dehydrogenase activity; (S)-2-hydroxy-acid oxidase activity. The coding region runs from base 422 to 1771 and encodes 449 amino acids. The record is from RefSeq and is a predicted model, not a curated record. The transcript is spliced from 4 exons.
ACUCGAGUCACUCGCAACUCGAGUUGUCAAAAAUUUCACUCGAGUCCGAGUAAGAAAAAAAUGACUCGAGUCACUCGAGUAAAAAGCAACUCGAGUCCCAUCACUAGUUUAUUUUAACCUUGUACUUUUUUGUUUUCAUAUCACACUUGUCAUUUUUAUAACACAAAUAAAAAAUAAAAUAAGUAAUAAAGAAUAUUGUCUGACGGACGAUACAAAUAAUAAGACGGAGUUGCUUAUAUAAAUUUAUAAAUACUUGACCCUUAUCGUCUUAUCGUUUGUCAUAACCAUUAAAUAGUGUGAUACAAUACAACUGUGAUGGAAAUAUCUUGAUCGAAUCUUACAAAUAUCGAAUCGUACCUUUAAGUGUAAUUUUAGAUAGGCUAACGGUUUUAUAAAGAAAAGUCGUCUUAAGAUAAUUAAAAUGUCUUUCAUAAAUAAAAGUGCUGUGUUGAUACCAAUGUUGUCCUCUAAAAUCUUUCAAUGUACAGGAUUUUUAAAUUAUGCAGUAACACGAAGGUACAGUGAUCAGAAGCAUCACAGUUAUGAUAUUGUUGUGAUUGGAGGAGGAAUCGUAGGAUCUGCUUCUGCUCGUGAAUUAAUAUUACGACAUCCGACUUUGAAGAUAGCAGUAGUUGAGAAAGAAAAUAGAUUUGCAUGCCAUCAAAGCGGAAACAACAGUGGUGUAAUUCAUGCUGGCAUUUACUACAAACCUGGUUCAUUGAAAGCAAAACUUUGUGUAGAAGGCCUUAAUUUAUCUUACCAAUACCUUGACAAGAAAGGUAUCAAAUAUUCAAAAUGUGGGAAACUCAUUGUAGCUACACAAAGGUCUGAAGUGCCCCGCCUUCUUGAUUUGUAUGAUAGAGGAGUUAAAAAUGGUGUUAAGGAUAUAAAACUAAUGGAUUCUAAAGAGAUGCGUGAAUUAGAACCAAAUUGUAGGGGACUGGAAGCGUUGUGGUCCCCACACACAGGUAUUGUUGACUGGGGUGUAGUGACAAAUUCCUAUGUAAAAGACUUUGAGGAAUGUGGUGGGAAGAGUUACCUUAACUUUGAAGUAACCAAGUUCAUUGAAUCAGAAGGCGCUGAGCACCCUGUUAUUAUAAAUAGUUCAAAAGGUGACAAAAUAGAAGCUAAGUAUGUGUUAACUUGCUGCGGUUUACAAUCUGAUAAAGUAGCAGUGCUGACUGGAUGUCCUGAAGAGCCUAAAAUAAUUCCAUUCAGAGGUGAAUACCUGUACUUAAAGCCUAGUAAAAGUAAAAUUGCAAAUGCCAAUAUUUACCCGGUACCUGACCCCAGAUUUCCUUUUCUCGGUGUACACUUAACACCAAAAAUUGAUGGCAGAGUUAUUGUUGGACCAAAUGCUAUCUUAGCAUUUUGUAAAGAAGGAUACAGAUGGGGUGAUGUUAAUAUGAAGGAGUUCAGAGAAAUCAUUAGAUUUUCUGGGUUUCAAAGGAUGGCUUUAAAAUAUGCAAGUUUUGGGCUAAAAGAAAUGACUAGAUCACUCAUUAUGCCACUCCAAGUGAUGCAGAUACAAAAAUAUAUACAAAACAUAACUAGUGCUGAUGUAGAAAGAGGGCCGGCAGGAGUUAGGGCACAAGCUAUGGCAAAAGAUGGUACUUUGAUAGAAGAUUUUGUGUUUGAUUCUCAACCUGGAUCUGGGGCGAUAGGUAGCCGAGUGCUGCACUGUAGAAAUGCCCCAUCGCCUGGUGCCACCUCAUCAUUGGCUAUCGCUAAAAUGAUAGCAGACAAGAUGGAAGAAGAGUUCAAACUAUAGCAAGUUGUUUUUAUAUCAUGUUUAUUUAUUACACUACUUACUUUAUAAGUGUAACUUUUGUUAUCAGGCUAAUGUUAUAUGAGAAUAGGUAAUGUAAU